AUCCCUCGCGUUUCCUGCACUCCCGAGAAGUAGUUUGCCCCGUCAUUCGAGCUGCCGCCUCGUCAGUUUCGGGCGAUUCGAGACUCUCUUUCAUCAUCAACUUAACCACUUCGCACGCUCGAUAAUCCACCGCCACGUUAUUCGUCGCGUGGCCCGGCGUUGAAAGCGCGUUUCUUUCGCGGCGAUGGAGGAGGAGGCGAUCGAGCGAGCCGUCCUGGCAUAUCUGCGCCGCAAGGGCUACAAAAAUGCUGAGCUGGCGUUUAAAGACGACUCCAAGACGCAGUCGCUCGAUGCGCUCGUCACGGUUGGCGGGAAGGCGGCGGCUGCUGAGCUGGACAAGAAUCUGGCCAAUCAGAUCAUGCUCUACAGCAGGUCCGAGAAGGCACCCGCGUGCUACGUGGAAGGUUACCGGAAACUCCGCGCGUGGGUGCAUUCGUCCCUGGACCUGUACAAGAACGAGCUGCUGCGCGUGCUGUUCCCCGUGUGCGUGCACGCCUUCCUCGAGCUCGUCACGCAGGACCACCCGGCGGCGGCGCGCGCGCUGAUGGAGGGGUGCCGCGCCGACCACGAGCGGCUGCACGGCAGCGACCUGGCGCAGCUGGCGGGCAUCAGCGCCGCGCAGCACGUGCUCGAGAGCCCGCUCGCCAAGGCGUUCCGAGAGAACAAGGCCGUCAUCCGCAUGUGCCAGUACUCGUUCGACCUGCUGCUGCAGUUCCUUCACUCCGCCGACCUCAUGGCCGUCCUCGCCCUCGUCAACCGCCACAUCCACAUCAUCGUGCAUGCGGGGCGGCCAGCAGCGCAGGAGGAGGAGGAGGACGAGGCGACGGGCAUGGUGGGGGGCGCGGAGGGGACGACGGGGGGCGGCAUGCUGGCGGGGGUGGUGACGGGGGCGUCGAUAGAGGCGCUGCGGCGCAUGGGGCAGCGUGAGGUGCUGUGGGGCGCGCUGGAGGACGGCGUGGAGGACCGUGCUGAGAGGGAGCGGGAGAGAGAAGGGCAGGAGGGCGAGGAGGGGGGCAAGGAGGGCGAGGGGGAGGAUGGCAAGAAGCGGGCGGCGGACGGCAAGGCAGCAGCAGGGGGCCCGGGCGGCAAGAAGGGGAAGAAGGACAAGGCGGGGGAGAAGGACGCACUCAAGGGGGGCGCGGGGGGAGGAGCAGGGGGCGCAGCAGGGGCAGGGGGAGGCGCUGGAGGGGGAGGGAAGGGGGGGAAGGCAGGGGAGGGCAAGGGGGCGAGUGGUGCUGCCGCUUUGACAGGCACACGCGUGGCGUCACACCUGCCUCUUCCCAAGAUGCGCGAGGAGGCGGAGCGGCAGGUGUUUGACGACCUGAGGAGGCGCGUGGCUCUCGGUGCACAGGCCCUGCCGUCCGUGUGCUGCUACACACUGCUGCACGCACACACCAGCAUGACAUCCGUGUCUGUUGCGCCCGAUGGCGCGCUGCUGGCUGCAGGCUUCAAUGACUCCUCCAUCAAGAUCUGGGACAUGCGGUCCGUGGGCUCUACCCCCCUUCCUCAGACCGCCCUGUCUCUCGACACCUCUGCAGCAGCCGAAGCUCCCUCAGCAGCGGGGCAACAAGCAGCAAGCGGACUACCCACAGCCCACCACAGCAGCAGCACCACCACGCGGUACCGGGCGCUGCGCGGCCACAGCGGCGCGGUGCACGCGUGCUCCUUCAGCCCCGCGGACGACCGCUUCCUGCUCUCCGCCUCGGCGGAUGCGUCGGUGCGGCUGUGGCACGUGGAGAUGGGCACGUGUCUCGUGGCGUACCGGGCGCACUGCUACCCCGUGUGGGACGUGCAGCACUCGCCCGUCGGCCACUACUUCGCCACCGCGUCGUAUGACCGCACGGCGCGGGUGUGGAGCAUGGAGCGGUCUUACCCUCUGCGCAUCAUGGCGGGCCACCUGUCGGAUGUGCAUGCGGUGCGGUGGCACGCCAACUGCAACUACAUCGCCACGUGCUCCAGCGACAAGACGCUGCGCCUGUGGGACGUGCAGACCGGCGAGUGCUGCCGAGUCUUCGCCGCCCACCGCUCGCCCGUGUAUGCACUCGCCACCUCCCCGGACGGGCGCUUCCUGGCAUCAGGCGACGAGGGCGGCGCUGUGCUGCUGUGGGACCUGGGCACUGGCCGCUGCAUCGCUCCCUUGCUGGGGCACACGGGCUGCGUUUGGUCGCUUGCCUUCAGUGGCGAGUCGGCGGUGCUGGCGUCGGGGGCAGCGGACGACACGGUGAGGCUGUGGGACGUUGCUGCAGCCAGCAAGCUGGCUCCCAACGAGGCCAAGACGUCAGUGGGUCGGCGCCUGCGCCUGCUCAAGACCUUCCCCACCAAGUCAACGCCCAUCUCCGCCCUGCAGUUCACGCGGCGCAAUCUGCUCAUGGCAGCGGGUGCCUUCAGCCACUCCGACCCUCCUUGAUGCUGCACGUGCCAAUGCGGGUUCACUUCACAUGGUCACAGCAUGCCAAUAGAAUGCAGUUGCGCAUGCAACAUUACAUGCCGCAAUUUUGUAUGCUACAGCACUGCUUUGGUAGCUAUCAAUCAAUACUGCCCCUCCCUCCCGGUCUCAUUUGUUUCCUAGCAGAAGGCUGCUGUAUGCCUCUCCUACAAGUUUCUGAACGACCGCUAGGUAUGCACUGGCCCACAUUACGGUAUCAAGUCA
Closterium sp. NIES-67 is the source of this 2650-nucleotide messenger RNA. NCBI's taxonomy places the organism in Eukaryota, Viridiplantae, Streptophyta, Zygnematophyceae, Desmidiales, Closteriaceae. The record is from the annotation of a GenBank genome assembly.